AUGGCUCUUUCCGCUUUCACGUUGGUGACUUGGUUCUUGGCGACCAUGUCUGCCUUCUUCAGCACUUUGAUAGCAAAAUAUUCACCCGUGAGUCGUUCCAGACCAGAAGAAGACGACGAGGGUAUAUCUGUUGAUAGGAACAAGGGUGAGGAAAUUGGGGUAUUGGACCCUGAACCUGAGUUGACACUUGGAUGUUUAGCAUGCGACUUGGAGUUUCUUUGUAUUGAACUUAGUGGAAACAUCAUACCGGGUGAUAAAGGACGACGAGGUGAGUUAUACGAAGGAGAUGCAGCCCGCUGGAUUGUCUUCACCGACUCAUCUCCAGAGACACUGAUCACCGGAGUGGAGCGAGCGUCCGAUGCUGGAGACGACGUUCGCGUACUCAACGACCCAGACAUUGGUUCACCGUCCAGUAUCGACAUCGGGCCAAAUUCGUUCGUUGGUUUAGGCGACUGA
This is a messenger RNA of Ogataea philodendri, 456 nucleotides long. RefSeq lists its product as uncharacterized. The record is from RefSeq and is a predicted model, not a curated record. NCBI's taxonomy places the organism in Eukaryota, Fungi, Ascomycota, Pichiomycetes, Pichiales, Pichiaceae. The coding region runs from base 1 to 456 and encodes 151 amino acids. The transcript has 2 exons.